This is a messenger RNA of Haplochromis burtoni (Burton's mouthbrooder), 1997 nucleotides long. RefSeq names its product ras-related protein Rap-2b. Gene Ontology annotation, cellular component: plasma membrane. Gene Ontology annotation, biological process: Rap protein signal transduction; negative regulation of cell migration. The transcript has 2 exons. Lineage: Eukaryota; Metazoa; Chordata; Actinopteri; Cichliformes; Cichlidae. The coding region runs from base 318 to 869 and encodes 183 amino acids. The record is from RefSeq and is a predicted model, not a curated record. Gene Ontology annotation, molecular function: GTP binding; GDP binding; GTPase activity.
ACUUGAUUGUGAAAAAGAAAGCUACGGACGCACGGUGGCUACUUGAACGAAAACGGGGGAAGCUUGCUCAAGAACCGGUAGGGCUGUAUUCGGGACCUCAGCAUGCCACAAUACAAAUGGUGAGCGUGGGCGCAAAACAACUGUAUUCACCUCCUGAACGGCGAUAGUUGACAGCCACGCCCGGUUUUCAGCAACCGGAGCCCGUACAAAAGUGCUGGCGGAGGUGCAACGGUGAGCGGUUUGAAACCCAGCAGGGCGGCUAGCGGGCUCACAGCGGAGAGGAACCAGCAGCAGCGGCGGCGGCUGUUUUAGGCACCAUGAGAGAGUACAAAGUAGUGGUUCUCGGGUCCGGGGGCGUCGGUAAAUCGGCACUAACCGUCCAGUUCGUGACGGGAUCUUUCAUAGAAAAAUACGACCCCACGAUAGAGGAUUUUUACAGGAAGGAGAUCGAGGUUGACUCCUCUCCGUCCGUCUUGGAGAUCCUGGACACGGCUGGGACCGAGCAGUUCGCCUCCAUGCGAGACCUGUACAUCAAAAACGGCCAGGGUUUUAUUCUGGUCUACAGCCUGGUGAACCAGCAGAGCUUCCAGGACAUCAAACCGAUGAGGGAUCAGAUCAUUCGGGUGAAACGGUACGAAAGAGUGCCGAUGAUUCUGGUUGGAAACAAAGUGGACCUGGAGGGGGAAAGGGAGGUUUCGUCCGGUGAAGGGAAGGCUCUGGCGGACGAAUGGAACUGCCCGUUCAUGGAAACUUCAGCCAAAAAUAAAAGCUCUGUGGACGAACUGUUUGCAGAAAUAGUCCGACAGAUGAACUAUGCCUCAACACCAAAUGGCGACGACCAGUGCUGCUCGUCUUGUGUUAUUCUUUAAGGAAAAUGGACAAUCACAAAGUUUUCUUUGCUCGGUUUUAAGUUUGCAAUGUGUGUUGCAGCAAGUCUGUACUGUUGAGCUCUUCUUCGUGUCUCGCCCUGGCCUUGGAGGAAAAUGAAGGGAGGAAUGCUGCAGGGGGACGAGGAGGAGGGGGAGCAACUGAGACAGGGAGGGGUCCACUCUUCAGGAAUUCUGCUGGGUUGGAGUAUCUGUACUGCACGAUCGGUGUCCGCCAUUGAUGUCAACACAGUGUCAGAUCCAGAGUUUCAGCCUCAUCCCCCCCCCCUCCUCACCAGUUCCAACUGUACUUCCAACUGGAACUACAUCCCAAUGGAAAAGAUGGAAAGAAACACUUAAAGAAAACUCAUAAAUGGAUAUUUCUGUAUGAGAAGAACACAGGGAGAUAGAGUAUAUAUUUUGUUAAGUAACUGCACAGUCUGGGACAGAUAAAGAGUUGGGCCGCCUGAUCAAAUUUGGAGCAACGCUCCACAACACUCCAAAUCCUGCUUUCUUUUCCAAAGUCAGAAGAAAUUGACGCCACGUCUCUGGUGGUGGAGAAAAUGUGACGAGUGCCACUUCAUGUUUUUUUUUUACUUCACUUUCUCUUUAAGUGUGUGAGAGGACCCUAACUGAAGUGACACAAGGACACUGACCCGAUCGCCCUUGUGUCAAGUGCCUUUCCGAAAUAAAUCAGCUGUUCAGAUUUAGUGCCAACCCACAACCAAAACAACCCUUCAACAUCACAAUCCACAAACUAGUGAACUCUUCUACUGGAUAGUGUCGUAAGGAUGGAAGCUGACGAUGAAAAACUACAGCAGGCUUCUCUUGAAUGGAAUGGCAGUUUUCUGUUUGUUUUACUUUGGCCUUUUUGAAGUCUAAGGUGUUAAUUUUUGCAAUGUCUGCUUGGUCUGGAUGAACCCAUGUCUUGAAAUGCACAGGUACUGGAACCCCUUAGACAUGAUCACAACACCCGACACUUAAUUUCCAGGCCAAUCAGUUCAAAGGAGUUCUGUUUUGUUCUGUUCCUUUUGUUGUUUUUAACAGGAAAUGUGAUAAUGUACCAUUGACAAAUCUAACCUGAUUGUAAGUUUAAUUUCAGACCAGCCAUUUAACAGUUGGCUGUUUUGA